AUGUCCUUUACCAGAGAAUCGAUUUCCGACUCAUCCAUUAACCACGUGUUGCCACCAAUCACCAUAUCUAGAAACGAUUACGAAGAGGUUGUUCGUGAAGCACCACCCGUUAUCCAAGAACAACGUGACAUCAAUUCUUCAUCGCGCAAUGACCGUGAUAAUAGUGAUAGCUAUAGUCAUACAAGUACACUUGGACUCCUGCCGUAUAUACCUAAUACAACAACGAUUGUCGACACAAAUUCAUCUGAUAUUACUUCACUACAUAAGGAACUUAAACGUGCUGAUGUCAUAUGCUUAGUCUACUCCGACCAUUAUACAUAUGAAAGACUAUCGUUGCAUUGGAUGCCUAUGCUCAGGUCUCUUGGAGUCAACUUACCAAUCAUUUUAUGUGCAAACAAGUCAGACUUGGCUCCGAAAUCAGCAUGGAAAAGUCAAGACAACGAAGAGUUUCUUCCCUUGAUCAAUGAGUUUAAAGAGAUUGAAGCCGGAUUACGAUGCAGUGCUUUGACUGGAUACAACAUAGUGGAAGCGUUUUAUAUGUGUCAAAGAGCAGUUGUGUAUCCAAUUUCGCCCCUUUUCGAUGCUAUUGAACACAAUUUGAGACCGCGAGCUAUUGAAGCACUCAGACGAGUGUUUUUCCUAUUUGACGCCGAUCAGGAUGGAUAUUUAAACUUUGAAGAAUUCAAUGAACUACAUAAAAAAUGUUUCCAAAAGGACGCAACCCCGGAGGACUUUGACGACAGUGUCAGUUACAUUAACUCCAAGAUAUUAUCUGAUGGAAAGAAUAAUGGCAUCAGCGAGGAUGGUUUUAUGCUACUACACAAAUUUUACGCCGAAGCUGGAAGACAUGAGACGACCUGGAUCAUACUACGAGCAAAUCAUUAUACAAACUCAUUAUCUUUAGAUGACAAAUUCCUAUAUCCUCAUCUCGAUGUGAAUCCCGACUCUAGUGUUGAAUUGAGCCCCACUGGGUACAAGUUUUUUGUGGAUUUGUUUCUAAAAUUUGAUCGCGACAAUGAUGGUGGAUUAAAUGAAGUUGAAGUUGAAAAUCUUUUCCAGCCAACUCCAGGCAUCCCCAAAUUGUGGCUAGAAACAAAUUUUCCAUCAUCAAUAGUAUGCAAUGAAGGUGGAUAUGUGACAUUACAAGGAUGGUUGGCUCAAUGGAAUUUGACAACAUUUUUAAGCUACAAAACCACAUUGGAGUACUUGGCGUAUUUGGGAUUUGACGAAGGUAAUUCAGUCAAGGCAUUAAAAGUGACAAAACCGAGAAAGACUCGACAAAAACAAGGCAAGAUCUACCGCGGUUCCGUUAAUGAUCGAAACAUCUUUUAUUGCUACGUCGUUGGAGCUCCCAAAGCGGGGAAGAGCUCGUUGCUAGAUCUGUUUUUGCACGGUUCAUAUAGCGAGAUGUACUCACCAACGAUCCAGCCACGUUUGGUUAUCAAAGAUAUUGAGUUGAGGGGAGGAAAACAGUGCUAUUUGAUAUUGGAAGAAUUGGGAGAGCUAGAGCCCGCUAUACUUGAAAAUAAAAAGAGACUAGAGGAGUGCGAUGUAAUUUGCUACACUUAUGACUCGUCAGAUCCCGAAAGUUUCCAAUACUUGGUGGAUUUACGACAAAAACAUGCCAAUUUGGACGAAAUCCCGUCAGUGUUUGCGGCAUUAAAGGCAGACUUGGAUAAACAACAACAAAGGUCAGAUGUGCAACCAGAAAACUAUACUCGAGACUUAUUUCUCAACUCGCCGUUACAUAUUUCUUCUUCUUGGACUUCGUCGUUACAAGAGCUAUUCAUACAAUUGGUAGAUGCAGCAAAGAAUCCAGCAAGUGCCACGCCAGGAUUGGAAACAGAAAAGGCUGUUGAUCAAGAGAAAACUAAACACUUGAUUAUGGCCGGUGGAGCUAUUGGAGUAAUGGCUUUAAUGUCCAUCUGGAUGUUAAACAAUAUGCGUCGUAGAUAA
Messenger RNA from Lodderomyces parapsilosis, 1956 nucleotides. RefSeq names its product ERMES complex Ca(2+)-binding regulatory GTPase. Bases 1 to 1956 code for a protein of 651 amino acids. Gene Ontology annotation, biological process: small GTPase-mediated signal transduction; mitochondrion organization; regulation of mitochondrion organization. NCBI's taxonomy places the organism in Eukaryota, Fungi, Ascomycota, Pichiomycetes, Serinales, Debaryomycetaceae. The transcript has a single exon. The record is from RefSeq and is a predicted model, not a curated record. Gene Ontology annotation, molecular function: GTPase activity; calcium ion binding; GTP binding. Gene Ontology annotation, cellular component: mitochondrial outer membrane.